AUGUAUGCAGGACGCAAGAGGAGAAAACCAGUUCAGAGAGCGGUGAAGCAGCCACCGGCUGAAGGGGCCAAAUCCAACCCGUCCAAACGGCACAGAGACCGUCUGAAUGGAGAGCUGGAGCGGCUGGCCAGCCUGCUGCCUUUCCCCGAGGAGGUCACCGCCAGUCUGGACAAGCUCUCCAUCCUCCGGCUGAGCGUCAGCUACCUGAGAGCCAAGAACUUCUUCUCCGUCGCCCUGACCAGUCGAAACGGUGUGACUCCGCCCAGUGCAAAUGAUGACGACAGUAAAACAGAGGUGGAGGCCAAGAUCCCUGAGGGUGAACUCCUGCUGCAGGCUCUCAACGGUUUUGUCCUGGUCCUCACAGCCAGUGGCACCAUCUUCUUCUCCUCUCACACCAUCCAGGACUACUUGGGCUUCCACCAGACGGACGUCAUGCACCAGAGUGUGUAUGAGCUGGUCCACACAGAGGACCAGCAGGAGCUCAGGAGAAACUUGCACUGGGCUCUGAAUCCUCCUGCCGCUGCGUCUGCCGUUACCCAGGACUCCCCCCAAGAUAUGGAACCUGACAGCAGCUCCGCUCUGGUCACCUACAACCCCGAACAGCUUCCCCCUGAAAACUCGUCCUUCCUGGAGAGGAGCUUCGUGUGUCGUUUCCGCUGCCUGCUGGACAACUCCUCCGGCUUUCUGGCGUUGAACAUCCAGGGCCGGCUCAAGUUCCUGCACGGACAGAACCAGCGGCAAGAGAACGGAGGGAAGGCGCCGCCGCAGCUCGCCCUCUUUGCCAUCGCCACUCCUCUGCAGCCUCCGUCCAUCCUGGAGAUCAGGACCAAGAACAUGAUCUUCAGAACCAAACACAAGCUGGACUUCACACCCUUGGCCUGCGAUGCAAAGGGGAAGAUAGUUUUGGGGUACACAGAGGCUGAGCUGCGCGUACGAGGAUCCGGCUACCAGUUCAUCCAUGCAGCAGAUAUGUUGUACUGUGCAGAGAACCAUGUCAGAAUGAUGAAGACUGGAGAGAGUGGUCUGACUGUGUUCAGGCUCCUCACCAAGGAGAAUCGCUGGAAAUGGGUCCAGGCCAACGCCAGGCUGGUGUACAAGAAUGGCAAACCAGACUACAUCAUCGCCACCCAGAGGCCUCUUUUGGAUGAAGAGGGAGGAGAACACUUGCGCAAGCGCUCCAUGCAUCUACCCUUUACCUACGCUACAGGUGAGGCUCUGCUCUACCAGUCCAACCAUCCCAUUGCAGGCUUUAGAGAUGGAAGCCUGGAGAAAAACGGCAGCAAGUCGAAGAAGAGCCGGACUGACAGGCUGGUGAGGGAUGGUCUGGACCCUGGCUCCCUCCUGGGGGCGUUAAUGAGUCAGGAUGAGUCGGUGUACGUUUGCCAGCCCGCCCUGGAGCCCAAAAUGUCCUUCCACAGCAGCUUCUUUGGAGAGCAGAUGGGUUUCUCUGACUCCGAACCACCCUCCAGCUUGCACAGAAGCUGGGACGAGCCAAGCAACGGCAUGGUGGGUCCAGGCAUCACAGAGCCAAACACAAGCUUCGACCCACUGCUUGCCACUCUGGACUCCCUCUCCUUGGAAAGCCAAGGUGUUGUGGACGCAGACGAGGGCGGGUGUUCAAACGGUGAGCUGUUCGGAGCUCUGGAGGGGUUGGGGCUGAGUGCUGAGGACCUGGAGCUGCUGUUGCUGGAUGAGCGGAUGAUCAGAGUUGAGAUGGACCCUGAACGCGUGCCCACUUUGGACGACCUGCUGACGAACGACGAGAUCCUUUCAUAUAUCUACGAUUCCAUAGAGGGAAAGACUGAUUCCGCAGAGCACGGAGGACAGGUGCCUCCUAGUACGUCCUCAGCGACAGCCACAACACUGUCAAUACCUGAAAGUAAUCCCACCUCUGACGCUAAUGUGCAAAUGCAGUUUCCUCACCAUAAGCCUCCCCUGGUGGGGCAGGCUCCCAUCGUCCAGCUGUCCCAGCAGAUGCAACAGCACCUCAACAUGCGAACAGGUAAAGUAGCGCAUGACUGGGGUCAACAGAGCGACCACUUGGCGAACACGAUAGUCAACGGAGAGCUGCUGGGGCAAAAUCAAUCUAUUCCCAACGGACAGUGGACUGCCCAAGACAUUCUCACCAGUGCAGGGAUACAACUAGACCCCUUUAACAAACAACAGACUAUUUUCAAUGGCAAGGCCUCAGAGCUGGAUGGCGAGCUCCAUCAGCAGCAGACACAUCAACGCUACCUUCAGCAGAAGCAACCGAGGAUGCAGAACCAGGUCUCGCAGCAGUGCCAUGCCAAACAGAAGGCGGCCAACCUCAACGGACUGUGCGGCAUCUCCAGCACGGAGCAUUCAGCCGGGAAAUCCCAGUGGCAGGACUUCGGAUUCAGUGAGAGUCUGGGCAGCAACCCCUGCCUUGAUAACAGCCAAAAACCUCUUACAAACACCUCACUAGAUUCUUGCAUGGAUUAUAGUAUGCCUGACAUUGACAAUGCAGAUUACACUAUCAGCGGAAGUGGUUUGCUCGGGCGUAGCGGGCAGCAGCACGGGGCCGAGUCCAUGGUCUCAUCCUUUCAGGGGAUGAACCACAAACGGCAGCAGGAGCAAAUCCCGGUUCCUUUGGCCCAGGUCAUCUCCAGCUUGUCGCAGUGCCCGCCCCCCAAUGCCUCCCUGGAGCAGAUCCUGGGAGUGGGCAAGCCCUGCCGGCAGCUGGAUCACUACGGCAUGGUGACCUCGGAGAUGCCUCAUGAGCCUAAUCAUAGUAAGAUGGAGAACGGCUGCAUCCUGAACAGCGCUUACCCAGGAGGCUGUGCUCUGCCCAAUGGGAACGGACCAGCGCCCCCUGCUGUCCAGAUGCCCGUCCCUGAGACGUUGUCCAGCCUCCCCGACCCACCAGCCACGGGCUUCUACCUCUGA
Molecule: messenger RNA, 2907 nt
Organism: Seriola dumerili (greater amberjack)
Lineage: Eukaryota; Metazoa; Chordata; Actinopteri; Carangiformes; Carangidae
Product: aryl hydrocarbon receptor-like
Exons: 11
Coding region: 1-2907 (968 amino acids)
Biological process (GO): regulation of transcription by RNA polymerase II
Cellular component (GO): nucleus; aryl hydrocarbon receptor complex
Molecular function (GO): protein dimerization activity; transcription cis-regulatory region binding; nuclear receptor activity
Source: RefSeq, a predicted model, not a curated record